Messenger RNA from Salvelinus fontinalis (brook trout), 1068 nucleotides. It is a transcript of the gene ccnq, whose product is annotated as cyclin Q. The transcript is spliced from 5 exons. Gene Ontology annotation, molecular function: cyclin-dependent protein serine/threonine kinase regulator activity. Bases 257 to 1039 code for a protein of 260 amino acids. Gene Ontology annotation, cellular component: nucleus. NCBI's taxonomy places the organism in Eukaryota, Metazoa, Chordata, Actinopteri, Salmoniformes, Salmonidae. The record is from RefSeq and is a predicted model, not a curated record. Gene Ontology annotation, biological process: regulation of transcription by RNA polymerase II.
GUAGCACGUUUCAAUUCGGUCUUUGAUAUUAUUGUGUGCGGAAGUGAGAGACUAGCCAGCGUGUUGGUAGCCCAGAUAAUAAUUUCAAUUGGCUAUGAUUAGCCCCGAUUAGUAGCAGACAAGCUGGAAAGAAACCAGAUAAACUAGUUAAUGCGUCUUGUUAACUACUAUAGUCAAUGUUAGUGUAACAUUCUCCAUUCUGUACAGGGCAAAGAACUGUUUAGCUAAUAGCUAACGUUAGCUAGCUAUUCUAGAGAUGGCCAGGUUCAUUACACCCGGUUCCAUGGAGGCCGUCUCGCGGCUGGACGGUACACCGGGGGGGAAGAGGGGUGCUCCAGCCUUGGACACUGAUACGGACUCCUCACGGGAGAUUAAAACCCACUUCCGUGUGUGUCGGUUCAUCAUGGAAACGGGUGUGAAGUUGGGCAUGCGUUCGGUGCCCGUGGCGACAGCGUGUGUGUUGUACCACCGGUUCUUCCAGUGUGUCAGUGUGACGGUGUAUGAGCCCUACCUGGUGGCAAUGAGCUGCAUCUACCUGGCAGGCAAGGUGGAGGAGCAACACCUCCGCACCCGUGACAUCAUCAACGUGUGUCACAGGUAUUUCCACAGUAGUAGUGAACCUCUGAACUGUGAUGGUGAGUUCUGGGACCUCAGGGACAGUGUGGUGCAGUGUGAACUCCUGGUCCUCAGACAACUCAACUUCCAUGUCUCCUUCCAGCACCCACACAAGUAUCUCCUCCACUACCUCCUGUCGGUGAAGUCGUUAGUGAAUCGUCACGCCUGGUCCAGAACUCCAGUCGCCGAGACCACCUGGGCGUUGCUUAGAGACUGUUACCAUGGCACCAUGUGUGUGCGCUAUGCUCCCCAACACAUCGCCAUAGCAACGCUGUACCUGGCACUACUCAGCUACGGGGUGGAGGUUCCUGUCGGGGAGAGAGAGUGGUGGCAGGUGCUGUGUGAAGACAUCACUAAGGAACACAUUGAUGCCAUCAUCUCUGACCUGCUACAUCUCUACGACAUGGAGGCCAAAUGUACCUGAGGGAGGGGGGGGCCGUGUGUGUGAGGGAG